CUCAUCGAUUUUCCAAGUGGUGCCCGCCAUUAUUGCAAUUAUUUGCAGGCGGCUGUCGUUCGAUCGAAACGUUUUUUUGUUAGUAUUUUUUGUAGUGAAAAGGCGAGGAAAGUGGACAACUUAUGGGUGUAAAUUGCUACUUAGGUCUCCAUCGUGAGCCAUACACUGUCCACGUACAUGAAACUCAUCCUGGGAGUGUGUAGUUGGGCGGUGAAGAAAAAGUGUGUCUCCCUGUGAGCCAAGAGUGAAAAAUCGGCCUCGCCCCGUGUCAAAAAAAAAGUUUUCACCCAUCUCUUGGCAAGAAUGCUGAUUUCUGUUCUGACUUUUGCAUCAAUUUAAAUGCACACACCGCUCCCCAUCACCUGUCGCCAUCGAGACACCGUGUGGACGAGGACUGAGGGGAUUGCUGGACGUCUGCCUGGACAUUUUUUCCCUGAGGUGGCACGUGAGGGAUUCGCCUGGAGGGGCACGUGACGGGCGGAAAUCGGCGUUGAGGAGCACCCAGGACCAGUUUAGUGUAAAGUACACGAGGGAAUUCCCAAGGCGGCAAAUGUGAGACGAGGAAUACCAGAAAAAAAAUAUAGUGUCAGUGCAUUUGAUGAACUGUGCAGGAAAAAACCAAAAAUUUCCAGUGAAGUGAUUAACAAAGUGAAUUAAAAAAUAAAUAAAUAAAAGUGAUUUUAGUGACUGAAAGAGAAGUCAGGAAGGACUCUCAGCCCAUGAUCAUCUGACAGUGGCGUAGGACUUUUUGGCAGCCACUGAGAAGUGACAUUGUGUGAGCCCCCGUGGGGAUCUCUGGUGAUCGCCAGGGCAGUGAGAGAAGGCAGGAGAGUGUGUGUGUUGUGUGGAAAAAAAUCCAAGGAAGUGUGACAAAGUGAGAGAGAAUAUGGAGUGCUGCCUUUCGGAGGAGGCCAAGGAGCAGAAACGCAUUAAUCAGGAGAUUGAGAGGCAACUGCGACGGGACAAGCGAGAUGCCCGGCGUGAACUCAAACUACUGCUCUUGGGGACUGGAGAGUCGGGGAAAUCGACAUUUAUUAAGCAGAUGAGAAUUAUCCACGGAAGUGGUUACUCAGAUGAGGAUAAACGGGGCUUCAUCAAACUCGUCUAUCAGAAUAUAUUCAUGGCAAUGCAAUCAAUGAUAAGAGCCAUGGAUCUCCUGAAGAUUCAAUACAGUGUGCCACACAAUCAGGACAAUGCGGAAUUGAUCAGAAGUGUGGAUUUUGAGACGGUCACAACCUUUGAGCCACCUUACGUUCAGGCUAUUAAGGAUCUGUGGUCAGAUGCUGGAAUCCAGGAAUGUUACGAUCGAAGGCGAGAGUAUCAAUUGACCGAUUCCGCUAAAUACUACUUAAUGGAAAUUGAUCGUGUGGCUGCACCAAAUUAUCUACCAACUGAACAAGAUAUUCUACGGGUUCGAGUUCCAACGACUGGGAUUAUUGAGUAUCCGUUUGAUUUAGAGGAAAUCAGGUUUAGUUAUUUGAGUGAUUUGGAAAGAAUUGAAAGUCCAGAUUUCCUGCCAACGGAACAAGACAUUUUACGUGCACGAGCUCCAACUACUGGAAUCCUUGAGUAUCCAUUUGACUUGGAUAGCAUAAUAUUUAGGAUGGUAGACGUUGGUGGACAGAGAUCAGAAAGAAGAAAGUGGAUUCACUGUUUUGAGAAUGUCACUUCUAUCAUCUUUCUAGUGGCACUUUCUGAAUAUGAUCAAAUUCUUUUUGAAUCGGAAAAUGAGAAUCGUAUGGAGGAAUCAAAAGCUUUAUUCAAAACAAUUAUUACUUAUCCGUGGUUCCAACACUCAUCGGUGAUUCUUUUCUUGAAUAAGAAGGAUUUACUGGAGGAGAAAAUCAUGUAUUCGCAUCUGGUUGACUAUUUUCCAGAAUAUGAUGGACCCCAGAGAGAUGCAAUAGCUGCCAGAGAAUUCAUUUUGCGUAUGUUUGUAGAUCUUAAUCCGGAUUCGGAGAAAAUUAUUUAUUCGCAUUUUACUUGCGCUACAGAUACUGAAAAUAUAAGAUUUGUAUUUGCUGCUGUAAAGGAUACGAUCUUGCAGUCCAAUCUCAAGGAAUACAAUUUGGUGUAGAGGAUAAAAGUGGAACGCCAAAUUCGAACAUCGAAUUGUGAUGCGUGUUUCUGUGGAGUUUAUAAAAAAAGGUAGGAAGAAAAAGAUGAUGAUAAAAAAACGGAGAUUUUUUUUUAUUUAAGGAGAAAAUAAAAAAAUAAAAAAUAAACAGAAUAAUGAAGGAAAAUGUUGGGCAAAAGCGUGAAUAUAGAAAGUAAAUCAGAGUUUUAGACAACUUGUAGCCCAAUAUUGUAUAAAAGAAAAAAAGAAAACAGUUUUUAAGAGAAAUAAAAUUACCGAUAGGUGAAAAAAAUGGAACAUUUAUAGAAAUGAUAGAUAAAGGAAAAGGAGAAUCUUUAGCGGAAAGAAAAAAAGAUGAAAAGAAGUAUAGUGAAGGAAUUACCUAAAGAGAAAACAAAAAAAAAACAAAGCACAAAAUCCAUUCUCUAUAGUUGCAAAAUAAUUAUUGAGAAUAUUUAUUUUUUCAAAGUUCAUUUUAUAAUAUUUUCUUUAUAUGAAAAUAACCAUCCUGAAAAAUAGGGACAUUGCUGCAUUUUAUCGUAAUAUUUCUAUUUGUUAAAUUUCGAUAUUUUGAAUAUAAAUAGGAUUAGACUUUCUAAAUUAGCUCCGCCCACAAAUAAUUUUAAGCCCCGCCCCUUUGAGAGUAUGUGCAAUAUUUCCCCUGAAUUUCAGCGGAAUGUUGACGUUUUACAACAAAUUGAACAACUAUUUAGCAUUGUUCUGUUAAAAUUUUUGAAAUUUGUUGGUCGACAUGUCGUUCAAAUGUCCCCCAGUUUGUCGUUUUAUAAUGUUUAGCAACUGUUUCGGACCAAAACCUAACCACUUCCUAUCAAAAUGUUGCUUUAGAGCAUUAUAAGUUAUACUACUGUUAUCUUAAUUGAAACGUAUUUUGUUCGUAAAAUUUACAAAAGAAAGAUUGCCAUAAGUUCGAUUCUCAAAAGUUUCUGGGAAAUCUUUCUAUAAUUUUAUAGGAAAACUUCCACUUUUAAAGGAACUUUUAUAGGAAAACUGGAAAAAAAAUCCAUAAACUUAUAUCAAAGCUUCUUACAUGUAAUUUGAUUCUCAAAAGUUUCCGGGAAAUCUUUCUAUAAAUUUGUAGAAAAACUUCCCAUAAAUUCAGAAUUCUAAGAAGCUCUUCAUGGGUUUAUGAAAAACUUUCCCAUAAACUUAUAGCAAAGCUUCCUACAUGUCACCAGUUGGAUCAGCUACUGUGCUAACUGCAUAUUCGUCUUUGCAUUAGUUGUAAACGGCACAGCGCUGCGUGACCUUUGGAACGAAUACAGGCACAAAAAAUGCAGUUAGUACAGUUUCUGAUCGAACUGACGAUGUAUGGAAAGCUUUCUAUGAUUUUUUUUUUCAAAAAUAUUAUCAUUAUGAAAGUUUUCUGAAUAUAAAUUUAUAGUAAGCUUUUCAAUAAAUUUCUAAAUUAUUUAGAAAGCUUUAAAAAAAUUAUAGAAAAACCUUUUUAUAAAUCUAUAGAAAAUCUUCUCAAAAAGUUAUAUGACAGCUUUUCAUAACUUUAUGGAAAAGUUUUCUAUAUGAAUUUAAUUUAAAUUUUUCAUAAGUUUCUGAGAAAUAUUUUCUACUAAUUUAUAGAAAAGAUGCCAAUAAUGGAAAAAUUUUCAUAAAUUGGAAAGGUUUCUGAAUAUAAUGGCCUCUAUACACUAGAGAAAUUUAUGUCCAUAUUGAAGCAAAUUCCCUACCCUUGUGUAGGUAAUACUUUUCAAUAUGGACAUAAAUUUCUCUAGAGUGUAGAGGCCAUAAGAGGCCUUUUCAUAAAUUUAUAGAUAGGCUUGUAAUAAGUUUAUGGGAAGAUUUCCAUACGAAUUUGUAGUCAAGCUUCUAUAGAUUUAUGGGAAAGCUUUCAAUUGUGAAAACUUCUGAUAAAAUAAUUAGAAAGCCUUGUGAUUUAUAGAAAAGCUUUCUUUGAACACAUAAAAAAAACUUCCUAUACAUUUGUGCGAAAGCCUCUCAUGGGUAUAGAAAAUUUCCUAUAAAUUCAUGGGAGAGCUUUCUAUGAAUUUAUGGGAAUGUUUCUAAUAAAAACUUACAAGAAAUCUUCCCGCAAACUGAUGAAAAAGCUUCGUAAAACUUAUUAGCAGCUUUUUGUACAUUUAUAGGAAAGCUUGUAAGUUUAUAGAAAAGCUUUUUAUAAAUUAUACGGAAGGCUUGCUAUAAAUUUAAAAGGUAACUCCUCAUAAGCUUAUAAAAAGUUUUCCAUAAAUUUAUGGAAAAGCUUUCUAUAAAUUUAUAGGAAAGGCUAUAAAGUUAUAAACAAGUUUCUUAAGAAUUUUUAAGAACGUUUUCCAUAAAUUUAUUAAAAAGCUUGUAAUAAAUUAAGUGAAGAACUUUGUACACAGUGGCACUAAAAUCGAAAAAAAUAAUUUUGAAAUUUUGGAGGUGAAUACCAAAAACGUAUUUAUGUACUUAAAGGAAAUUAGAACAUAUUGGCUUCGUUCAGUAAUAAUCCUUCGAAAAGACAAAACCCCUCAAAAGCCAAGCCAUAUCUAUUCGAAUAUCUACCGGAAGUCUAAAGUGGAAGUUCACGUACUCGCCGCUUGAGCGCUGAUUGUUCUGCCAUUUCGAAUUUCGGUGUUCUUGACACUUUAAUUGUCAACAAUGUCAACAACAGUUUGUAAACGUAAUUAAGAAUUAAUUUAAUAAAAAAAGGUAACACAGUUGAAAUGGUAAAAGAAAGCGCGCUGUAUUUUACCAUUUCAAAUUUUGUUUUAUUUUUCUGUGUUCUUAAUUGAUUUAACCCAUGGCUUUUCAAGAAAUUUACACAGGUCAUUUAUACAGGUCAAAUACAUUAAAAACAUAUUUUAAAAAUUGAGUUGGACGAUGCUUGAAUCAUCCAAAGGUAGCGUGCUUUCUCUGACAGUUUCCAGUGACUUUCUUGAGUUUAAUAUAGUGAAAUUAUGUUGGAAAACUGCAAAAGCUUGGUAUUAAACAAGAAUAAGCCAUAUUUAAAAAAAAGGGGCGUGGCCAAAAUUAUAUUAAGGCGUGGCUUAUUUAGAAGAUCCAAUUCUUUUUCGAAAAAUUAUCGGAAUUUAAAAAAAUGAUUGCAGUAAAAUGUGGAAGUCCCAAAAUAAAUAUAAUAAAUUUCUAUUUUAUCACGCACAUAGGAAAAAAUAGAUUACGGUAAACAGAUAAAAUAUUUCAACAAAAACAAAAAUGAAAAAAAGAAAUAUAGAGAUUUGUACUGUUGCAUAAUUUAAUGGAAAACAGAAAAAAAGAAAAACUAAUGGAUUAUAAUUAAUAGACUGUAAAUAUUUUGUUUAUUUUUAUUUAUUCUUGUUUUUUUCUUAAUUUUUGUUAUUUUUUGCUUAUUAUUUUUUUUUCUUUGAGAAAAUAAUCAUCUAAUGUGCCACUUUUUUACACAAGAAAACUUUUUUAGUGAAAAAAUGCCCUUUUUACCAUGAAAAAAAGUGAAGAGAAAAUCAAAGAGAGUUUGGCAUGUAGGGAUUUAAAAAAAAAAGAAGUGAGAAAAAUUUCAUAGAAAUUAUUUUGUCUCUUCAUUGCAAAAGGAAAUCAGAAAAUUACAAAAAAAUAGAAUUAUUUUUCAUCAAUGUGUCUAAUAAAUAAUAAAUUUAAUGAAAAUUCUUUGUAUAGCUAUUGUGAAAAAAUGUUUUUAAUGAGAAUUCUUUUUUAUUAUUAUUUGUUUAGAUGUUGUUUAUUUCAAUUGAUAACAAAUAUUCAGUGAAACAAAGCAUUGUAUGUGUAAUUAAUUUUCUAUUUAGUCAUUUUUUGUGUGUCUUCUGUGCUGAGGUAGAAGAAUUUAAUAAAAAAAAGAAGAAAAGAUUGUGGAUUGCUGACGAGAUGUGCGAAUGUGAAGGAUUCAAUAGGGAAAUAAAAGAAGCAUUUCCUAUUUUAAGUGAAAAAAAAAACAAAAAAAAAAUUAGUGAAACUAUUUGCUUAUUUCUUUUGAGAUAAGAAUUUUAUUAAACUUAUUUUCUCUUUCACAAUUUUGCAAUUGGUUUAACAAAAAAAAUAUAUUGAAGUAUUUAUUGUCCACAUGAAAAAUAAAAUACAAAAGAAUAUCACUGUGUCAUAAGAAAAAAUAAGCUAAUAGACGUAAAAAUGAAAAUAUAUAGAAAAUAUUUUUAAUUGAUCAUGGAAGAAAAUAAUAUAAUAUGGAGAAUUAAAAGCGCACAAGAAAAACCAUACAAAAAACUUUCACAAUUUCACACAAAAGAAUAAUAUGAAAAAAUAAAAAAAAUAGUCACGACAAAGAGAAAAAGGAACAAAAAUUUUGUAUAAAACUGCUUUAGUGUAAUAGUGAGAGUCAAGGGAAGCAAAAUGAAAAUUGCAGCAAAAAAAAUGUGGAUGAUGAAAAGGUAGAUUACAGAAAGUAGGAACUUCAUUUCUAAAUAUACAAAACAACUAAAUGAUGGCAAGGAAAAACGUACAUUGGGCGCAAAAAUAAUUGUUCUUUUAUAGGAAACAUUCAAAUGCUCCCGAGUUUCUUUUUCAGAUUCACUUUUAAACUUCACGUUUCAUGGAUAUUUUCAGUAUAUUUCUAUGAAAAUAUACUUCCCAUAAAUUUAUAAGGAAAGCUUUCCAACAAUUUUAUAGGAAAGCAUUAUAAAAAUUUACAAAAAAUCUUCCCAUAAAUUUAUGGGAUGAUUUACUGUAAAUUUGUUUUAGAGCUUUUCAUAAAUCUGUCGAACAACUUUCUAUAAAUUUAUAGGAAGGUUUCCCAUAAUUCCAAAAUUUAUAGGAAAACUUUCUAUAAAUUCAUGGCAAAGCUCUACAUAAAUUUUUACAAGAGCUUUCUCAUAGAUUUAUAGAAAAAUCUUUAAGUUCGCGAGAAAGCUUUCUAAGAAUCUAUAGUAGAAACUAGGAAGUCAUCUCAGCGAAAGUUUCCAGCAAAUUUAUAGAGAAGUGUCCUCUAAAUUCAUGGGAAAGCUUUUUAUGAAUUUAUAGGAAUUCUUCAUGUAAAUUUAUAAGAAAGCUUCCUAUAAACUGAUAAGAGAGCUUUCCUAGACAUUUACGGGAAUACUUCUUAUAAAUUUAUGCGAAAGCUUCAAAGAAAGAUAUAAGAAAGCUUCCUGUGAAUUCAUGGAAAAGCUUUCUAUAAAUUUAUAAGAAAGCUUCGUGUAAUUUGUCAAAAGCUUUCCCAGAAAUGUAUAGUAAUACUUAUAAAUUUAUACAAAAGCUUCCAAGAAAUUUAUAGAAAAGCUUCCUAUAAAUACAUGAGAAUAGCUUUCUAUAAGUUUAUGUGAAUGCUUUCUAUAAAUUUACAAGAGGAAGCUUCCCACAAACUCAUGAGAAAGUUUCGUGACUUAUGAGGAGCUUUCACAGAAAUUUACAACCUCAUUAAUUUAUGCGAAAGUUUCCAAGAAAUUUAUAGAAAAGCUUCACAGCAACUGACGAGAGGGCUUCGUGUAAUUUGUCAAAAGCUUCAAAUAAAUUUAAAGAAAAGCUUCCUUUAAAUUCAUGGGACAGCUUUUAUGCUUUUAUGGGAAAGCUUCCUAAAAAUUUACAUUAAAGUUUUCGAUAAACUGGUGAGAAAGCUUCAAAGAAAACUUAUGACCAGCUUUUCUAGAAAUUUAUAGUAAUACUCCUCAUAAAUUUAUGCAAAAACUUCAAAGAAAUUCAUGGAAAAACCUUCUAUGAAAUUAUAGGAAGAAAAUUUACAACAAAGCUUCCCAUAAACUGAUGAGAAAACUUUGUAUAAAUUUAUGGAAAACUUUUCUGUAAGUUGAUGUAUCGCUUUUCCAUGAAACUUGAGGAUGCUUUUCUAGAAAUAUAUGGAAUAGCCUGAGACAGCAAAAUUUUUCCAUAAAUUUAUCGAAAAUCUGUCCGAAUUUAUUGAAAUGCUUCUCAUGAAUUUAUGGGCAAGCUUUCAAUAAAUUUAUAGGAGAGUUUCUGAAAAAGCUUUCCAUAAAUUCUCAGAAAAGCUUUCACUGAAUUUAUUGAUAUGCUUUUCAUAAAUUUAUAGGAAGGCUUUCUAUUGAUUUAUAAGAAAAUUUAUGGGAAAACUUAUCAUAAAUUUAUAGGAACACUGACUAUUUAUAGGUAAGUUUAUGGAAAAGCUUUUCACAAGUUUAUAGAAAAGCUUUCUCUGAAUUUAUUCAAAUGCUUUUGAUAAAUUUAUAAAAAAGCUUUCCACAAAUUGAUGGGGAGCCUUUAUAUAAAUUUAUAGGAAAGUUUAUGAGAAAGCUCUUCAUAAAAUUUACAGAACAGCCUUCUCUGAAUUUAUUCAAAUGCUUCUCAGACAUUUAUAGGCAGGCUUCCCACAAAUUGCUUUGGAACUCUCAUAUAAAUUUAUAGGAAAUUUUAUGGGAAAGCUUUUUAUAAGUUUAUAGAAAAGCUUUCUCUGAAUUUAUUCAAGUGCUUCUCGUGAAUUUAUAGGAAAACUUCCCAGAAAUUGCUGGAAAGUCUUCAUAUAAAUUUAUAGGAAAGUUUUCCGUUUUUCAUUAGUCCUUAUUUUAACCCAAAAUUUCCAACCACAAAACCACAUUUUUCCUCCUCUUUGUACUUUUUCUUUGGCACUUUAAUCUGCUUUCUGUUGCUGGCAAUAGAAUUGCAGCGAGGUAUUCAAUUGACAAAAUUGUGAAGAUGAAAAGUCUUUAGGUGAUAUGAAUAAAAGUAAGAGAAGAAAGGGAAAAAAUACAGUCAAAAAAAUGGGAAAAGCAAAAUUUUUCAUAGAAGAGCAUCAAGGUUUUUUAUUUAAACUCGAAAAUUUGCAUUUUAUUCUUGAAUCUUCAUGAGAAUUUUGCUGAGCAAUGACCAUUUCUCACAAGUUUUUUUUAGCAUUAACUAGAAGUCAUUUGGAGUGAGAAAUAUUUCACCCAAUAAAAAAAAUCAGAAUGCGUAAAUCUAGUAGAACCCUCAGAAAAAAAUGCUUAAAAAGAGAAAUAUGAAAAAAAGUCCAUUUAGAAAUGAUGAAAAAAAUAUAAAAGAAAAAAAAGUGGAUACCAAUUGACGAAAGGAAUAUUAGAUGCAUAUUGUUAAUUAAUGUGAUUUCUAGAAUAUUUGCGUAGAUAAUUUUUAAGUUAUUGAAGAGAAGAAAAUGAAAGGCAGAUGGGAAAAUUGCAAAGAGAAUUUUCUUUAGAAGAAAUUGCGCAAAAAAAAUGAGGUAUUAAAUGCAAAAAAAAAAAGAAAAACAUCCUCAAAAAUAAAUUAUAUUUAAAAAAAAUCACACAAUUUCAUCAAAACACCUUCAUUGCAUUCAAAUAGAUGUCAAAACUCUCAAAAAAUUAAAUUUUUCUUGUGAUUGCGAAAAACAAAGAUUUAAGGAAAUAAAAAAUGAAUAAAGUUCCACCCUUCUUCCUCCUCUUUUUCUAUUGCGUGUACAUUUUAAAAGAUAAAUGAAAAAAAUGUGAAAAAAAGCAUUAGAUAAGUGGUCCAUAAAUUUAACUUUAAAAGAAUACCAAUUUAAAAUAUCUAAAAUAGAAAAUAAUAUUAAAAAAAAAGUCUUAUAAAAAUAAAAGAAAUACCAUAUAGCGAUAGUUGAUUAUUUCUUCCGCGCGUGGAAAAUAAAUCGACUGAAAAGUCGUCGGCAGGAAGAAAGUGAUCCUUCUUGUAAAAAAAAAUAAAUAAAUAAAAUUUAAAAACUAAAAAAAAA
This is a messenger RNA of Phlebotomus papatasi, 9650 nucleotides long. It is a transcript of the gene Galphaq, whose product is annotated as guanine nucleotide-binding protein G(q) subunit alpha. The record is from RefSeq and is a predicted model, not a curated record. Bases 887 to 2077 code for a protein of 396 amino acids. NCBI's taxonomy places the organism in Eukaryota, Metazoa, Arthropoda, Insecta, Diptera, Psychodidae. Gene Ontology annotation, molecular function: G-protein beta/gamma-subunit complex binding; GTPase activity; G protein-coupled receptor binding. Gene Ontology annotation, biological process: adenylate cyclase-modulating G protein-coupled receptor signaling pathway; phospholipase C-activating dopamine receptor signaling pathway. The transcript is spliced from 10 exons. Gene Ontology annotation, cellular component: heterotrimeric G-protein complex.